Messenger RNA from Orycteropus afer afer, 663 nucleotides. It is a transcript of the gene CREG1, whose product is annotated as cellular repressor of E1A stimulated genes 1. The record is from RefSeq and is a predicted model, not a curated record. Lineage: Eukaryota; Metazoa; Chordata; Mammalia; Tubulidentata; Orycteropodidae.
GGGCGAGUUUGUGGCUCACCUCUCGGCCUCUCGAGCGUUUUGCUCGCCCCGGUGCUGGUGCUGGCAGUGCUGCUGGCGCCGCCGGCGCUGGGCCGGGGCGGCCGGGGUAACGGAGACUGGGAUGCAGCCGCGCAGCUGCCGCCGCUGCCGCCCCGUGAAGACGCGGCGCGCGUGGCUCGCUUCGUGGCUCACAUCUGCGACUGGGGCGCGCUGGCCACCCUCUCCACCGUCCCGGCGGUGCGCGGCCGGCCCUUCGCCAACGUCUUCUCGCUCAGCGACGGGCCCCCCGGCGCGGGCAGCGGCGUGCCCUACUUCUACCUGAGCCCGCUGCAGCUUUCCGUGGGCGACCUGCAGGAUAAUCCAUAUGCUACGCUGACGAUGUCUUUGGCACAGACAGACUUCUGCAGGAAACAUGGCUAUGAUCCUCAGAGCCCCCUUUGUGCUCACAUAAUGCUGUCAGGAAGUGUUGCCAAGGUGAAUGAGACAGAAACAGACUUUGCAAAGCAUGCAUUAUUUGUUCGACACCCUGAGAUGAAGACCUGGCCUUCCGACCAUAAUUGGUUCUUUGCUAAAUUGAAUAUAACCAAUAUCUGGGUCCUGGACUACUAUGGUGGAGCAAAAAUAGUGACACCUGAGGAAUAUUUUAAGGUCACAUUUCAGUAA